GCUCUCGCUCUCGGGGAAGGAGUGGACUCAUUAUCCAUUUUCAUUACAAACAUAAUGAUUGUUGGCCUGUCGGACCACCUUAAGCCUAGAGGGUUAUCUGAGACAAUGCAAGGUAUUGUGUGUUUCUUAUACUGUGUUUUAUUUGAUUCUCAUUGUUACAAGCAGAUUGGAUUUCUUUGACUCAGUGUCUACGUCUUUCCCGUCCAUUGUUACGUCCUAGAGGCCUCCAGCCACCUCUCCUUUCCCUACAGGCCUCCACCCUCCUGGGCGCCAUCCACCUCCUCCACCGCCACCUCCACCGCCUCCACCACCACGACAAUAGCUCCUCCAGUCAAAGCUUCCCUUUGCAACAUUUUCCCUGAAGUUGUUCAGCACGUUUCCUGCAGGCUUAUAGCGGCCAACCACAUAGGUACACCGUCCCGAGACUGCUUUUCCUAUUCCCAGCUCCACACUCUUUUUCCACACCACCUGCGUAAAGUGCCCAGUGCCGUAACCCCAUCCGGGAUUGUCAAAGUUGAACUUACACACUUCUUUGUACCUGUGAAAAUAUAGUGAAGCACAGUAAUACGUUAAGAAAGAAAGUCCUUUUUUGGCUUUUUUGUGAUGGCCUUGCGUAAGUGAAAUUGUUUUAAAUUUCAUUAAUAUAUUUUUGCGACAGCCAUGAGAUUUUUCGAGACUCUCAUAUUUUUCGCAACUUUUGUAGUGUCGUUGAUGUCUCCUUGGCUUGCUAACAGGUGACUAAGCGGCCAUGUUGGAGGUCAAAACAAUACAAAUUUUUGUGCCGAACUAGCUUACAAAAAGUCGCUUAUUGAAGAGAUACGCUUGUUCUUAUUAGUCUUGAAUCCAACCGAAAACCAACCAUCUCAGAAGUUCAGAGUUAUUGUUUGAAGGUUAGCAUUCGCGAUGUAGGACCCUGCAUAGCUGAAAUUCUCGUUUGUAUUGUUUGCAAAGCCUUAAAGUCGAUUUUUAAGAAAAAGAAACUUCUAUCCUUUCUGCAAAAUUGUCCGUCGGACACUCCAGGAGAACGUGGUCAAUUGAUUUUCACAAUCCCUUUGGUGUUUUACUGCAUUUCUGCUUAGUGGUAUAAUCUAAACCGCUAAGGCAUACUAUUAAUGAGAACUGUCAAGGGCGAAUCAAAUUCCCCCCCUUUAAAAUCAACUCAGUCUGAACACUUCCAUAAUGAUAGUCAGCUGGACGGAAUAAAAAUAUCGGGACAAAACUUUGAUUUUUACGACGCUUUUCCGAUGGAUGGAGUGGCGAGACCUUGCGACAUAAAUGACAUGCGCAAUAAAGAAGUGCACACCUAUAGAACGCGCCUGAAGGUGUAAUACUUUCCUUUCCUGUACAUGUAGAAUGUAUAGUGUGAAAAAUGUCCAGUAGCAUCAAAAUACCCACCACAUCUCAGUAGCUCUUUGCCCUGAGAGGCCUCCAUAGCCACAUGACAUAGCGAGGUUCUCGCCUUGACCUGGCCUCUCACGGGAACUGGAGUGCUUAAGUUUACCCAUGCGUGCAAGCCGCCCGGCAUAAGCUGUGGCCUGCUGGCUCAUAUCAUCAUUCAACCUCAUGGCUGGUGCAUCAUGGAUCCUGCGGUACUUGUUGUGAGCCUCCAAACCUUCAUCUCCAAAGGAAGCUAAAUACAGGAUACAUGUUUUACCGUCAUUUACAACAUCAGGAAUGCGCGGGACAAGUAUCUGAGAGGCAUCGAGUGCCCAGAGAUACUCAGAACGUAUUUGCUAGUAAAAUGAUAAACCCUUGCAGAGCUAUGAAUUGAUCAGUGUUAAUGGUAUGGCAGCGGCAACAAGAGGGCUUGACCUAACGUAGAGGUGGAAACCUUAUAUAAUGAAAUGUUUUGUACAGAGUUUAGGUAUAAUUACAAUGGACUGAGUUAUGGAAAGACGUUAACGGUAGUCGGUAGGAACAGACUUAGGCCACUUAAGUUGGCUCUACUGGAUUUUUUAGGGGGGGAUACCUCCCAAGUUUGAGCAUUGAAUAGGUCGGCAUAAGUAAAGAUAUGGGGAAAAGUUUACCACAACUGUAUUAUUAUAUAAAGAUGACAAUUUCUUAUGAUCUUGGUUUUAUUGCAAUCGAAGUCGCCAUGGCAACGUAAUGACACCAUUACGUUUUUUAUUUAUCUUUGUGUUUUUCUGUAGCCGGAGAAAAUCGCUUAAAGGAGUACGUACCUGCCAUAAUUGACUCAAUUGUGGCAAAGUUUGAACAAAUUCUAUGAGAGCAUUUUGGAAAUAUUUUGAAACAAAGUUUUAAGAAUCAUAAAAACAGUGAAAUAGCAUGCUAUCCACACAAUUAGCCCAGAUUUUGUGUUUACAAGUGAGCGUCCUCAUUAUUCACUGGCAUUGUUUUCAAGUUUCAAAUGCACAUGCACAACAAGCCAAAUAAUAGAAUUUGCAUGAAAAGGGACCCUGGGUCAAGUGUACAUACUCCUUUAAGCGAUUUCUCCAAAGGAACUCCUAGUACAGAGAAACACAAAGAUAAAUAAAAAACGUAAUGGCGUCAUUACGUUGCCAUGGCGCCUUCGAUUGCAAUAAAACCCAGGUCAUAAGAAAUUUUCAUCUUUAUAUAAAACAGCUGUGCAAUUUUUUUCCCAUAUCUUUACUCAUGCUGAAGAAGUUAAAGCUCAAACUUGGGAGGUAUCCCCCCAAAAAAAUCCAGUCGAGCCACCUUAAGGCAUGACUAUCUAAUUUAAUAUGCAUAUUUUGAAAAAAUGCUAUUUAGAACGGUUUGUUCCUAUUAUUGAUCCUGAAAAUUGGAAUACUAAUGAAGCUUAAUGGCAUUAGCAAUAUGAGACAUUUUGCGAGUUCAAAUUUUCGUCACGAGAAUUAACGGUCAAAAUAUUUACUCUAAAAUGGGGAAAGGAUAAUAAAAGAGCAACAAGUUCUUUUAGGUACAUUUUAGAGGCUAUUGAAAGGUUCUGAAAAAUUCGCCUUGUAUGUAUGUUUACGUUAUAUAGGAAACGGUAAAUAGAGGGAAAAGGGUCACGUGACUUGUUAAUUAGCUAAUUGGCUAAUUUCCAACCACACAAGGCGAUUUACGAUUUACACUGUUUAUGUAACAUUUUGGUGGUGAAAAUUCCUAAGACUAAGGUUUGGAACCCUUCCCCGUUAAGGAAAACGUGUUUUGUGACGUCACUGACGAAGCAAUGUAACGUGUUAUUUGAAAUCACGUUUUACGUGUUUUUCUCAUUGAGCCACAUUUGAAGUUCACUCUUCAGGAUCACUGAUGGAAGCAAACCGGGAAAUGGGAAAAAUUAAACUUCGAUCAGAUAAUCGUAGGGAAUAAAACAAUUUGUUAGAUAAGCUUCGAAAAUCGUAUAUAAAUGUAACGGUCAUCUUGAAAUUUUUAGCUGCCCUCAAGAUACAGAAAAUUUAAGGCUAUAUUUGUUACUUCUAAGGGAUAUUUAGAAAAAACAGUUCUUGAGUGCCACCGAUCCUUGGAGAGCUUGCUGCUGGCCAGGGACAGGGUUAGAAACUCAGUUAAUGAUCGCCUAUAAACACUUUCAUCUUACCGAAGACUAUCCGGAUUCCUGAAAGAAAAAGGUUAUGUGUUAUAAUGAUUACUGAAAGUUAUUUAAGAGAUUUCUUAGUGUUAAAUAUUUAAAUGAUUGCAAUCAACCAUUCGUAUAAAUAUGGACAUGUUUAAAUAUUGAAAAUUCUUAGUACACUAAAAUGGGUUACGUGUAUAUUUGCGAAGACGCUCUCUUUAAGGGAGCAGUCUUUUCCCUCCUGUGUACAUUGGCUAUACACCUAAUUCCUUUCCCUGAUUAUCAGUUCUGACGUGGAAUCAGGGCGGUUAAAAAUUAUAACGACCUUACAGUCAUUUAUCUUUGUCGGCUAGUGUAAACUGUAACGAGUUUUCCCUUGAGAAGUCAGGCUUCAGUGUAUAUCAUCAUCAUCGAUCAUCGGUCGACCGAAGAGCAGUCGACUGAAAGUCGUCUCCAACUGGUUUGGCCUUGGUCAUUGCGCACGAUGUUAUCCUCUCAGUGUAUAUAAAAUAACGCGGUUAAAAAGUCCUUUAUACUGACGACAAUUUCAGGGUUAAAAUUCGUUGUUAUGCGUGACUUACCAGAAGUACACAGUACUCCCAAAAACAGGAACGAAAGAUUUAAAACCAUGAGCAAAGCAGGACUAAAACUAGAAUAUACUCCUUGACCUGUCUAGCUUAACCUGACCGGGGACUCCAGUCCGUUUUAGUCUUUUUUAUAGCGAUGUGAUGAAUGGAGUCGAUUGGUUGAAAAAUGUCUGCACUAUGAACAGGUGAAUAGGUGAAAUAAAAGGUGUUUAAAUACCAAUUAACAACAUAAACAAAUUGCAAUAUGUUUUCUUACACAUGCUGAAUCGAUCGAUAUGUCCUGUCAAAAUAUCUCAAAAUUUCCAAAGCAAUAAAAUCUUUAAAGGACUUUCCAAUUGUUAGCCGGGUACAUUUUUGCUCAGUCUGCUUUAUUGUAUGCGCUUCUCUUCGUAAUCAUUAAUAUUUAUUCAGUUUAUUCUAUUUAUUUCGGUGUUGGGCAUUUUAACUUUAUUCAGGGAUAUAUAUUAUAUAAAUAAAUUUGUUUUUAGGUGGGUUCAGAAAUCAAAAGUUCCACCAUAUCUCAAAUAUCUUUUGUUAAGGGACAAAGGAUGGUGUUUACAAGCUGUCAGAACAGCUGGAUACACUUUAGAUUUUACUAGCAAACCUUUGCUGGUCAGUCAAGUCCUUUGAUAAAAGAUUUUUGCACCUCUUUGGUGUUGGGAUCAAUCAAAAAUAGAAGUUGGACGCACGGUACUUGCAGGAAACAUCAUAAGUGUAGUCUCAGUCUUUCACAACUAAAGGUUUAACUGAGGUUAAGAAACACCUCUUCAAGCUUAUUCAGAAACACAGAAACAAGUUCAAAAGAUAGAAAUAGGUAGAUGUAUUCAGCUGUGGAAUGGGAAAACAAGCGUUUCCUGUUAACGAAGUUCGUUUACUUAAACCUGGAGUUGGUUCUCACUUUCGCUUUCAAACUUGAAUCAUAAUCAGAUUUCCUUAUCUCAUUAAAAUCUAACCUAAGGCCACGCGUCCUAACACCUUUCGAGUUCUUUGUUCUCUGUUAAACCAGUUUUAGCCCAAUUUCACUUACUUUUCUGACCUCAAACUAGAAUUUCUUUCGACACAAUCUUGGAAAGAUUUAGUUUCUUUCAAACUAUCGUUUUGGUUCCCUGUAAAGGAUUUGGGUAUAGAGAUAUUUCUAGUUUUGCAGAUUUCUUCCACGUGUAGUGGGAAUCAACUCAAUUUCAGUUCCUUUUGUUUUCUAAACUCUGAUACUUACUAACACCUUUUCCUUGCAUAUGAAUGCCAUGUAAAACUGUAAAAAGAAUCAAUUAACUUAAUCGUUCAAUAUAAAUAGAACCUCUUGUGAGUAACUUCUCAGUUACGCCUUAAGAUCCGAGAUAGCUAAGAGGAGUUUGUAACUUCAACGGAAAGAUUAAAACCAUCGUCAACUGCCAAACUCUGGUUGUGUCACCUCCCUUCACGUAAUCCUAAAGUCUGUAGAAGUCCCCCUCUACACAACGUAUGUUUUUCUUCCAUACAGACGCUUUGCAUAAUUAGAAUACAUUUUGUUUGUGAAAUCACGUUCGUCUGCGAGAAAAUUUCAAGUUUUAUUGAUUUAUUUCUAUUUAUCGUGUUUGUUUUUCGCAGGUCUAGCUCGCUUUCAGUCGGUUCAGCUUAACAGCACCAGUUUAUACCACGUGACUGUCAAGUGAAUGUAUCACUCUUGUCAGUUAUCAUCGGUUCUCAUCGACCCAUAUAAAAACACAAUAUGCCUUUUUAGACUCCGGUGACUCGGAUAUUUAAGCUUAAUUUUUCAUACUUUUUAUUAGAGAGAAGAAACAAGGGUAACAAAAUGGCACUGGCAAGGCUUGGGAAUCAAUAAAUAUUAAUAAAUUGUUUUCCAUCCCACUAAGACAAAAUCGAACAAGAAGGAAUCGCUUCUACUGUUUGAUGUCACGAGUUAUUUGAAAUCGCGUUUACGUGUUUUUUUCAUUGAGCCACAUUUGAAGUUCACUUUUUAGGAUCACUGAUGGAAGCAAUCCGGUUUAAAUAGCAUUUUACAAAAUAUGCAAAUUUAAUUAGGUAGUCAUAUCUUGAGUGCCUUGGGGACUUUAAACCUCUUUCACUCCGUUUUAUUCAUUCGGAAGGUGUUCGGCUGAAACACAAUCAAGCAGCUCUUUCACACAACGCUCACAUGGGCAUAAGUGCAUAAUUUGGCCAAUCCUCAGCUGUCAGCCUUCUCACCUACUCCCACUCAAAUGAUAUUCAGAACAUCUAGAAUCAAGAAUGAUUUUUUUCCUGAUUUUAUCAAAGAGGUUCUGGGGCAAGUAACCGUGCUUCUGCUGGCGUCUAGUAUGUGUUAGACAUCAGGGAGGUGGAUAAUCUCUAUAAUGGCCUAUACGGGCAGCCUCCGCCCGAAAGAGAGAUCUUUUUCAGGCUUUAGGAAUUUGAAAAGAUAGAGAUUGCACUUGUUGAAAGACGGUAUAGAAAAAGGUGGGGAAAAUUCUCAUUUUGGUUGGUAAAAAGGCUCAAAGACCUAACAGAUGCAUUUCAUGGCUGAGAAAAAGACGAGAAAUUGUUCUGGUUUUGCGAUUUACUCAUACUUGUGAGGCAGUGCUUUUACAGUGGUUGAAAGAGAUGUUCUAAAUUAGAAAUGUGAAAGGGAUAGCAUUUGUCAAUUGCAGGUAUACGAAACGUGACGCUGUAUCUUUCCAGGUAAAUAAAAGCGAAUGGGGUCGGACUUGGUAGCGGAACCUCCCCGUAUAAAAUUAAACUUUUUGGAAUCCCCCCGUGAAUCAGCCUUAAAUUCUAAGAGUGAAAUCUAGAAUAAGGGAAUAUUCCUUCAUGUGUGAUUUGGGCAAUGGCUACUUCUCUUGGGAGCUGUUAUCUAGCAUGCAAACAAGCUCAGUUUCGACAGGCGAGGGAGUUUGGACGAUCGGCUCCUUUCACUCUUUCUGUUUCCUUUUGCACACUUUUUGCGCGUAACCCGCGCGUGACCUAUCACGACAAUAUUCAUCAGGGGCACCAAACGAUGGCUUACGCUUAAAUAUAUUGAAAAGAGUUUUUAGGCUAUAUACAGUACUUGUAGAUUGUCCAGAAAUGAAUUCAAUGGGGUGCUAGUAAAUUUAUAUCUGUUCGGUCAUCCUAGGGCAACCUGAGCCUUUUCGAUAUAAAAAGGCCUUCAGUAUUAUUCCACAGAAAAUUUUACAUGCAAUAAGGUAUCAGAACUUUUCUGAUUCCUUUCACCAUGACAUCUUCGAAUCGGAAAAUGAUAGUUUUUCUUUUUCCACGAAAUAUAGUUUAAAUUUUGAGGGAAAUGGGAAAAACUGAACUUCAUAUAAUCGUAGGGAAUAAAACAAUUUGUUAGAUAAGCUUCGAAAAUCGUAUAUAAAUGUAACGGUCAUCUUGAAAUUUUUAGCUGCCCUCAAGAUACAGAAAAUUUAAGGCUAUAUUUGUUACUUCUAAGGGAUAUUUAGAAAAAACAGUUCUUGAGUGCCACCGAUCCUUGGAGAGCUUGCUGCUGGCCAGGGGCAGGGUUAAGAAACACAGUUAAUGAUCGCCCAUAAACACUUUCAUCUUACCGAAGACUAUGCGGAUUCCUGAAAGAAAAAGGUUAUGUGUUAUAAAGAUUACUGAAAGUUAUUUAAGAGAUUUCUUAGCGUUAAAUAUUUAAAUGAUUGCAAUCAACCAUUCGUAUAAAUAUGGACAUGUUUAAAUAUUGAAAAUUGUUAGUACACUAAAAUGCGUUACAUGUAUACAGCUGUAUUUGCGAAGACUCUCGCUUUACGGGGGCAGUCUUUUUUCUGCUGUGUACAUUGGCUAUACACCUAAUUCGUUUCCCUGAUUAUCAGUUCUGACGUGGAAUCAGGGCUGUUAAAAAUAUAACGUUUUUAAAGUCAUAUAUCUUUGUCGGCAAGUGACUUACCAGAAGUACACAGUACUCCCAAAAACAGGAACGAAAGAUUUAAAACCAUGAGCAAAGCCGGACUAAAACUAAAAUUUACUCCUUGGCCUGUCUAGCUUAACCUGACCGGGGACUCAAAUCCCUUUUAGUUUUUUUUUUACAGUUAUGUGAUGAAUGGAGUCGAUUGAUUGAAGAAUGUCUUCGCUAUAAACAAGUGAAAUAAAAGGUGUUUAAAUACCAAUAAACAAGGUAAACAAAUUGCAAUAUGUUUUCUUACACAUGCUGAAUCGAUCGAUAUGUCCUGUCAAAAUAUCUCAAAAUUUCCAAAACAAUAAAAUCUUUAAAGGGCUUUCCAGUGUAUGUUUUUCUUCCAUACAGACGGUUUGCAUAAUUAGAAGACAAUUUGUUUGUGAAAUCACGUUCGUCUUCGGGAAAAUUUCAAGUUUUAUUGAUUUAUUUCUAUUUAUCGUGUUUGUUUUACUCAGGUCUAGCUCGCUUUCAGUCGGUUCAGCUUAACAGCGCCAGUUUAUACCACGUGACUGUCAAUUGAAUGUAUCACUCUUGUCAGUUAUCAUCGGUUCUCAUCGACCCAUAACUUGUUUUACGUCCCACCUAGACAAAAUCGAACCAGAAGGAAUCGCUUCUACUGUUUGAUCAAGGUUUCUUGAUUUUUUUUUUUUUCAGCAUUGCUUUCUAUUUAUUUACAACCUUGAAGAAUUAACUACAAAGUUCUAAAAAGAUUCGUUUUAGGCUAUGCUCAAUAUACCAGAUAUAUAUUCCCACUCACGCUAUAUCGGAUAGCUUUUGGUACCGCCAUGCUAUCUCGUACAGUAUCAUUAUCGUUAUCAUUAUUAACUUAUCUCCCUUUUCAAGUUCUCAGUUUACAACACGUCCCAAAAAAUUAGUUUAGUAAGAAUCGUUUUGGUGUUACUUUGCGCGGGUGAGAAAAUAGUGCGUGCUUUACACCCCUGUGUAACAGACCCAGUGGAAUCUAUAUCUUCACCGCGGGUUCUGGGGGAAAACGUCACCAGGUUGGUUUAUUUUUCUUUUUUUCUUAGUUGUGAAUCUCCCAUAAAAGCUAAAAGGGGGGCAGGCCUUACAUCCUUACCGGUAUGAAACCUUUGAAAACCUUUUACAUAUUGCUGUGGGUAGAAUAACUAAUUAAACGAUUUGCACUUUUUUAUGCAAUCUCAAGUACCUGCAUCCCUCUGAUGUGCACUUUUUUUGUAGAAGUCACAAUAGAAAGUGGCCGAGGAAGCAAAAUAUAGGUAGUAACAAACUAUUUGUCAGAUACCGAAGAGGCCAAAAUACUGCACUGGGUAGGGUAGGGUUUCAUUGUGUGUUCCACUGGGUCUGUUACAGAAGGGUGUUGGUUUGCACGGCUGCAUUGGUAUCAUGAUUUUUUAGUUCUAAAAAAAAUCAAAAUGCAAGCAAAUUUCUUUUUCUUUUCUCUUUUUUUUUGUUUUUCCUCUUUUCUCUUCUGAAGAGGAAUUAGAUUGUUAAAUGGACUGAGUAUCACUCAUAUUUAAAACGCGUCUUUCUGAAGUCGCCGAAGAAUUCCAAACGCUUGAAAACAGAAAAUUUUAAAGUCCUUAGUGACUUACAAAAACAUAGGUUAUGUUUCAUACGUUUCCUUUGAGGCUUCAUUCUGUCAAUAUUUUCAAAGCAUCUUAAUUAAACAUACACGCCUUUACGCAGCCAUCUUUUAAGUAUUACUCAGGUUCUUGAAUUGACUAUGCCAUUUCUCCUAAUUUAUUCUUUCCAUAGUGCAUUGAUCCACCCCCUCGGCGUUGACCUCUCCCGAGUGCUCCUUUUUACAGGACGCUAGCCUUUUAGUUCCCCACAGGCUUACAUCCUGAUCCAUUAUCAUCUCCCCCUCCCCCCAUUGGUCUCCACACUCUUGAGCGCCAUCUACCUUCUCCUUCUCCUCCAACACCAACACCACUGCCACCUUUACCGCUGAGUAGAAUAGCUUUAAUCAAAGCUUCCGGCAACAUUUUCCCUGACGAUGUCCGUCAUGUUUUUGAGCGGUCGAUAGCAGCCCACAACAUAGAUACACCUUCCCUCUUGCUUUUCCUAUUCCCAGCUCAACACUCUACACUCCACCUGGAUAAAAUGCCUUGUGUCGUAAUUCCAUCUGGGAUAUUUGAAUUUGAACAUGCACACUUCCCUGUACCUAUGAAAAUAUUGUUUAGUGAAGUCAUACGUUACAAAGAAAGUCCAGUCACACCACAGGCUCUCUUGAAUAAAAAAAAAGUUGUUUUUGUUGUACAUUUUUCAUUUCUAACACUUUUUUGAGGUCAAUACACAACACGCAUCGAGCAGUUUGUGUAGACUGCAAAAUUAUAUAUAUGUUAUUCACCGGCUUCGGUCGGUCCGUAUUGAAACUGUGCCCGAGGUCUUGAGUACUCAGACCAAAGGCACAGUUUCUCCCAAUACGGACCGACCAAAACCAGUGAAUAACAUUUUUACUUUUUUCCUACUGAGAUUUAAAAUUUUCAGGAAAAUUUUCCUCAGUCAGCCUCCAACCUAUGUGUGUUUCGUGUUGAUGAAGCGCGCGAUCCAUUGCAAACCAAAGCAAAAUAUUACAACAUGAUUCUUAGCUCGGUAAUUUAGAUUAUCACAAUUUAGCUCUCUUGUAGAAUAAAGAAAGUUUUUUUGUCUUGGAAGGCAAUUCAUAAUCUGAGUGUCAAACAGGGAUAAAAGAAUUGAUGAACUUGUUAUUAAAAGCCAUAGGAAAAAAAUACAGAAAAGAUUUAAUUUCUUCGGCUCAAUAAUUACUUUAAGAUUCGUUCAAUCCAGCGGGAUGAAAACUGCACAAAGACUUUAUAAAAAGAGCUAAUUACACAUACCAAUCUUAGGGUUUUGAAUUGAAUUAGAAUAAAAGAAGGCGAUGUGGGUAACAAGUAUAUAAAUAAGGAAAUGAAAACGGCGAUAACCGACUAAAGGAAAAGUGAUUCCUCUUGUUUGUUUAAGAUUGAAAGCUAAAUUCAAUCAUUGACAACAACCUUCUGUGAUAAGUAGAAAACUAGCGGGGCAAAUUUCAAUGAAAAACGGCAGAAUCUAGAUUCAGACAGCAACACUGGAAAACAAAACUACAAACAUAGCAAAAAUGUCGAAUAAACGGUGCAUAAAAGCAUGAUUGCUGUACUUACAGCGCGGUUAUAAAGCUAGUGAAGGGACAUCACGAGCAGGCUGUUUUGCUUUACUUUAGCGGUUUUCCUGGCUCAGUUGCUUGAUUCUCCUUUCAGAUUUUUUGUGUGAAUAAUAAACUUCACUUUUCCCUUGCUAAUGCUAAUAUUAGCGCAAGUUUUGAAAGAAAAAUGGUUUGAAAAUCACGGUUUUGCUCAUUCACAAACAACAACCUACCCUACCCUCCUAAGUCUUUUCCCCAGGGGAAAAAAAACAUAACUUUUAUUUGAAGUUAAUAUCAGUUAUUGUGAUGUAUAAUGUAAAGGACCUAACCAUUUGUAAAAAAAAAACAUGUGGUAAUCACGAUUUUGCAUUUAGGUUAGUAGAUUCCCUUUGGCCACAGCAAAAGAGUUCCGUGAUUAAAAGCAACAUGACUUGCCAGCCAUAGGCGAUUUUAAAAACAACAAGGAGAAUAAACAAGGUGUUGACCAGGGACUGACCAUAUGCCGUCAUAUAUGGUAGGUUAGAUCACGAAAAAGGUCUACAAGGAGCUGGGAAGGAAAGCCUACUCCUCUGCACAAUAAUGUACAUUUAACAAAGAAAAUUGUUUGCUUUUGACAGUCGCAAGACACUGAGUCACAGCCGCUAAACAUGGUUCCUGGUGGAGGAUCAUAGUGCGUCCAUUAAUCUAAUUAAUUUGCACAAGAAGGGAAAAACUUGCUUAAAGUUUAUUUAUUUAUUUAUUUUGUAAUUGUCUUUCUCAUAUUAUUUUUAUUUUUUAUCAUUCUUACGAAUUUUAUUUGUGAUAAAGGAGGCAGUAUGAACAAUAAAAUAAAUGAUUUUAUCGGUAAAUUGAAACAUUCUUGUUUCCUAUAAAUAUUCUUCUGCCACGCCGUUCUGAUAAGCCACAAUAGCACGUGAACACAACACAACGGCUGCAACCCCGCUCUAUUUGUCUUGCGAGGUUAUAAUUUCUCUGUUGUACGCAAUACGAUCAGCUUAGCAGAUUUAUGUUCAUGCACUUGGCAUAUAUAUUUUUCUGAUUAUAUCUCUUGUAGAUCCUACGUAUACGUCUAUCGGCUUAUUUGUUUGCUGUCCGUUACAGUUUUUCUUAAAUUAUGUUUUUGCUUCUAGUGCUCUAAUAAGACAAGAGUUUUAGCCAGCAGCUAUAUAUCGCGAAAUGUCGUUUUUAUUUUUUUUCUUGGAUCUUUACUAUAGAAUUUUCUCACUGCUCAAGAACGAAUUCAAAUCACCUUCUGACAACGCAAAUAACAGAAUUUCAUUGAAUUGCUAAUUAAUCUGAAAUGAAUAUUCAAUUAGUUUUUUUCCUUUCACCUUUGCCGCGAAAGAAUAUGUAACAUGGCGUUCGAACACUGAUAGUAAAUGGCGUUUUGUAGUUCUUUUGGGCUAGGAAUUCUUCAUCUCUUCAGGCAGUCAUGGACGGUUUACCAUGAUAAUAGACAAAAGCUGUCCACCGAGCUUUCCCGAGUGAAUUAUCCUUCGAUUCCAAAACACGUGGAGAGUAGUUCUAUCGACGAAAACAUCGUUGCAAUUCACAGACAGUGACAUGUUAUUUAAAGGUAAAGAAAACAGUUUAAAAUGCAUGUUAACAUCUAUCCACGAGAAAGGAAUCAGUUUUGGUUUACUGAAAAUCUUUUUAAUAGUGAGUACUUGAGCGAUUGAGCAAAUAGCGGUGAGCGAGGGUCUCACUGUAGCUACCCUUGAAGUUGUCUAUUAGUCCUCGGACGUACAGGGGGGGAGGGGGGAGGGGGUGGUUGCCACCCCCUCUGAAGUUUUCUGAGUUUUUUUCUAGACAAUAAAACAUCAGCACCUGAGACAUGAAGUCAUAAGUAGCAGGUGGUCAAGCCAUUUUUGAGUGAAAAUGCAUAUGUUUCCUUCACUUCUCUAACAAUAAAAGUAACUGUUGUGGCUAAAAUGAUGCAAAGUGCUUAUUUAUGUGUUAUUUCAUAUGUCAAACACCAAGAAGUUACCGCUUCUUGCGGUUUUAACUUGAUUUCUAAUUCUUGGUAAAAUCCAAGAUGGAGGACAUUGUUGGUAACGUCACAGGCCUCCAGUAGCGCCACCACCCAGAAAAUAUACCCCAUCUUGUUGAGAAGAUCAAAGGCUUUCCACUGAAGGCAACAUAUCAAAACUCUAGGGAGGGGUUCCAUCACCACCUCCCCCCCCCCCACCCUUCGCCUUGUGCCUCUGUGGGGGUAUGAAUUUGCCAUUUGCCUGUACGUCCGGGGGUUAAGUAAUAAUCGUUUAAGAAAGACUUUGCCUCCAUAAUUCCACAGCACGUUCAGAAAAGAACGAUAAAUACGAGUUUCUAAAAUGCGGGGUUGCGGGAAAAUGUCACGACUAUUUUAAUAGGGGUGACCACUCCGUGAGAAAAUUACGCACAAGCAAAGAGAGUAUUCCCGAAAAUUUUCGUGAGUGUUUCAAGGGCUUCGGAAGAUGUUUGGAAAAAAAUACAGGCACAGUGUUCUUUUCCUCUUGAGAAAUUGUGCCAUUGAAGCUGGUGCAGUGGGUGAAGAAAAAAAACAAAUCGCACUCUGACACCACAGCUUAACCGUAUCAACUUUAGCAUGACCCUGCACUAAAGGCGACCUUGUUAGUUUAAAGGUACUGACAUACGAACGAUUAUGUGAUCGUGAUGUCGUAGUCGAUAUCGUGACUGUAUCAACCUUAAAAAGUUGAGGUAUGCAUUGAAUGAUAAGUGCUCCAUUAACACGUCAGGUUGCACUCGUAAGAUCUUGAUUGACUCACACUUCCUUCAACAGACGGUAGUAGAAAGUUACUGACCAGCUAGUUCAACAUUAAGAAAACAAGAAUAUUAACCCAUGAUGUACAGGGAGAAAGUGGUAGAAAUUCGGCUACCUCCAUGCGAGUAAUUGUUCAUACAAGGGUCAAAGAUAAACAUUUUUUAGUAACUCUACCCUUCUUCUAUUCAGGCGCUUCACGAUAACAUCAAUCAGAAUGAAUGUUUGACAUACAAUCGAGUAUUAUAGACCCGGGGGUAAUCCUAUAGUUAACCUAUGCCGGGAUGCGCAACACAAGUUGAAUUUUUUCUAUUGUCAAGCUGGACACGCUUUCCUUUUUGUAGCAACGUCGACGACACUCUUUUGGUAAUUUGUGCCCCUCGGCUGCUGAUCGCUUCCUCCAGCCGUUUUGUAAGUAAACCUUGCGUGUCACAGAAAAGAUACUUGAAUUCUGAAUAAAUAUGACAUAAACCGUGCUUGAACAGCAUAUGAAACUGGGCACCCUGGCCGAACGACAUUUUUUUUUGGUGGGGGGCUGUUUGUUGCGUCAAUCUCUACAAUAAAACCAUAGAUCAUUUUUGCAAUAAACAAAUUUGCGAAGAUUUAAGUCAUUAAUUGGAUGGGGAAAAGACAUAAAGCCUGCCCAUAAUACACCCCGUAUUCUCUCGAGAAACUCCCCCCAUUUGCUCCUAGGGUUUAUAUAGGAUCAAUCGUUAACAUGUCAUCAACAACCAAAAUUUAGCAACAAGUUUAGCGACUUAGGUUUAUGUUAGUGGCUGACUGUGGCUUAAGUUCAGUUGAGAAAAUUAUAAUAAACGUGUCUACUGAAAGAAAAAUAACUAAUAUCUGUGCUCGGAUCAAGAUGUUCAUAACAUGGCUUUUUAUGGUAAUUCUACUUAUGAUGGUGAGUUGGAGAAAUUCAUUUUAUUUUAAGACGAUCAUAUAAUGCUAAAUUCAAGCAAAUAACGCUUUGAUUAGAUUGGAUCUUGAGUUCAUCAUCAACCAAGCUCUAAACUAGUACCGCCUGGUAACACUUCAAAACGUAAAGGAAGGAUAGGAAGUCAUUCUUUUUUGUUUGAGACCAUGUGUGCAUGUCAAUACAGCUGCAAGCUCGCUCCCAGUUACACUUUAGCUGGCCCCAAUUGUUCAAAAGCCGGAUAGCACUAUUGACCGGAAAAAAUCACCAUCCAAUAAAGGUCCAGUGGAUAAUGUGAGGACGACCAAUAGGCCAUUUCCAAGUUCCAAAAACUCUCACUUUCAAAACGAGGCUAAGUGCAAAAAACCUUUCUUGAGCUAAUGAGUGUUAUUUGCAUGAGAUUAAAAACUAUUUUUCGUAUCAAUAGAUUCGCACUUAGCCUCCCGCUUUGAAACAAAGGCGCGGGGCCACUCAGAAAUGGUCUAUUGCGUUAUCCGCGGGAUAGAGAUUUAUCCGGUGGAUAGCGCUACCCACCUUUUGAACAACUGUUGCCAGCUUGGUUUUUAUCAAACGAGGUUAUUUCCAAUUUUCUGCGAUUAAAACACAAACCGCACAGCCCUUUUUUCGUAUGCAGCACAUUGUUACUCAGAACUGAAAAAACUGAGUGACAUCAUUAUAUUAUUAUUUGUAAUAGAAUGCUGCCUGGUUAAAAAAAUAAACAGUUAAACACAAAAAGUAAAUAAACUGUUGCAAAAUCGAGAGGGUCAAAAAAAGUUUCGCCGUCAAAUUAGUUUUUAUUCAGUUUUGUGAGAUGUCAACGAAGGUGGAUUCAUUUGCAACCGUCGCAUUUAACCACUGAAUAUAUUGUUUUGGAGCUUAAAGGGGCUAUGUUACGCCAUUUUCUAUCUUUUAAAAAGCUUAAACAUGUUCCAAAAUAAUGACUAUAUUAAGACUAUAUUAAUUAAAGCAUUUCAAAUUUUUCGUUUGCUGUCAUCUGUUCCUACGAAUGGCAAGUGUGAACAUAGAUUAAAACUUGAAAAAGUGUCAAACUUUUUCAAGUUUUUUAAGGUGGCUCGUUCCUAUUUAUAUGCGUGUUAGUUAUGUUUUUGAUUCGCGUUUUUCAGAAUAAAAGAUUCAACCGAUUUCUACGAUUUUUUGCACCCUUAAUAAAUAAUGACGGAACUUUAAGAAAAUGUUAUUUAUUUUCUUAUAGGUAUAAAAACUUUUGAGAUAUUGACAUAUAUUUAAAACCUCAUUUUUACGAAAAAUGAAAAUAACUUCGAAAUCCCACGACAGAUUUUUCCCUAUUUACAGUAAAUAGAUUUCCAUAUGUAAAUAAUAAUUAUUAUCCCCAAGUGGCAUACUGCUCGUGAGCACGUCAUAGGAAAGUCAGAUAUUAUGAAUAUAUUAUCGUGCGAGAGGGUUUCAUUGCAGUUGAAAAAUCUGUCCUGGGAUUUCGAAGUUAUUUUCAUUUUUCGUAAAAAUGAAGUUUUAAAUAUAUCCCGAUAUCUCAAAAGUUUUUACACCUAUAAGAAAAUAAAUAACAUUUUCUUUAAGUUCCAUCAUUAUUUAUUAAGGGUGCAAAAACUCGUAGAAAUCAGUUGAAUCUUUCAUUCUGAAAAACGCGAAUCAAAAACAUAACCAACACGCAUAUAAAUAAGAACGGACCACCUUAAGUGAUUUUGCUGGCGUAGUAUUUUAAUACUAGGCCAGCAGAAAGAGACCAAAAUCUUAUGGCUGGUACGGAGCUCUCUGCUUAGCAACCUUUGUUUGAUAUCUUCUUCGAAACUGUACAGGAGUAUUUUGUAUACUGGUAAAAGCACUAAUAAGUAAUGACGUUAAGACCGAAACCAGCGAUAGCCUCGUGUCUUAGCCCCUUAAAAUCAGUACGAAUUGUAAUUCCAACGGGCAAAUGCGAUGGUUAUACUAAUACACGUAUGCUGAAAAAGUAUGUCCCCAAAUGAGAUUUGUACGUGCUAAGUACAGAAGAUCCAAGGGCUUGCCAUGAAACCAGUUUGUAGAGUCCUAAGUACUGGAAAGAUAGAAAGGAACUAAAAGUUUUUCAAGGAGCUAAAUGGGUGGCUCAAAUGAGGGUGUGUUUGCCGUUAUUUUCCUAUAAACAAUGUAUAGUAAAACGUAACUAAAUUCAAAUUUAUUAAAAUAAUUCUGGAUGUCACAAAAACCUCAUCCAAAUAUUGGUUGAAAUAUGUAAGGAUUUGUAGCGGAGCUCUGGCGCGCGAGAAGCGCGCCUGCGGAGCACCAUGGGUAAGUAAAUCUACCCAUCCCAGAAAAUUUGGUAAUCACGUGACCGUACACCGCCCGCUGCCCGCCCGUCCGUCCGCACCACAGGAAACCAAUGUUAAAUCUCACACUUUCUAGUUAGUUUGGGAGCACAGGAAGACUGAUAUUGCCCACAUAUUGCACAUCAAUGUUGUGAUCAAUUGACAGCUGUCAAAACAGGUUAUCCGCUGACCAGUAUCACCUGACCGUAUCGCGGGCUUAGGUGUCGACCCAUCGAGGUCGAGUAUCUUUUUGAAGUUAUCCGUUUUAAUUCAUAUGAAAUAUGUUGUGUUUUCAAAAUUUUGAUUUCAAACUGACCUCAGAAGCUAAAAUUCAGGCAGUUUUUACAGGCAGGGAAGACAUGCCAGUUGCUUUUGACUUUUCUCACCAAGGUCACGCGUUGGUCACGCUGUACGUCCAAUUUUUAUGCUCUGAUUGGUCAAAACCUGAGAGGUGAGUUCAUGCGGAAAAUUUAUGCAACAUCUUGAAAGUUGUUUACUCUGUCAGCUGAAGCUGACAGAGUUUUGUGUCAACUUGUGAUGUUUUUAACUGCUUUUCCCACUGAAUGUACAAAAUGAAAUUCAGCUGCUACCAAGAGUCUUCUCUUAUUCAUGUCUAUUUUAUUUAUUGGGUUUUUACUUGAGAAAUACGUCGCUUCUCAAAGUCGGAAAUCCGAUUUCGGAUGGCAUCGUUUUCGUUUUUCACCUUACUUGAUACGUAAGAGGGUUGAAAAGUCUGAAGCGAUUCUGGCCUUACUUGAUAGUUUUCAGUGCAUCUCGAAUGGUAAGCCUGAGUAAUUAUUUCAUUUGAUGUCUGUUUUUUUAUACCUGAUUUAAUGAAGUCGAGCGUACUUUAUGGGGCUAUUUAGUUUAUGCACGUUUGUGAAAUUUGAGACCAUGAUCUGACCGAGUAUCAGGUUUGAUUAUAAACUUAUAGAACUUUGAAAAGCCUUCAGACAUUUUAAUUUCUCACCGCAAAUAGAAAGAAAACGUUUCAAAGAAUAUUUAGUUAUGAUUCUGGCUGUAAAAGAAAGCUUUGAGCGAUUUUCUUGCCUCGAAUUCACCUUUGAAAAAAGCAAACACCGGGAAGCCGGCUUAAAACAUAAACAAGGAUUUUCAGAGACACUUUAAUGCUUGUCUUCGUGAAUGAAAAUUGUUGUCUCUGUAUAUGUUUCACCGAAUUAUUUUUUUUUCCUUUUAUUAUUGAUUGUUAGUAGUCUCUUUGCAAUUUUAAUAAAUCACUGUGCCGUUUGUUUUUAGUCGCUCAUGAACAUCGCUUGCAGGAGUAGUCAAAAUGCCACGCGUAUCAAACGCUUUUGAAGAUUACACAUCGUUAUAAAACCAUUAGAUAAAAAAUAAACAUAAUAAAUUCUUUAUUAUGUUGAAGCGUAUAACUCUAUUAACCUUAAUUUAAACAGUCGACUUUGGCGCUUGUCAAAAGUGAGAACCAGCUAGUCGUAGAGAUGAUUUUGGAAAUUUUGUUAACGGUUUCGGUAAAAGCCCACGCGUGCUUCGAUCGUCCUGAAUAUUGAAUGAACGCAAUUUGUAUUGCAAAAUUGUGAAAUACUGCAUUCUGUCCAAGGUUUGUAUGAUAAAAACAGCGCCUCAUUGUACUGUUUCACCUCAGAUGUGAUGCGGUAAAAAGUAUAAAAGGUUGGUUUACACGUCCCCAGACUUGUUGGCAAGAUUUUGCAAAGUAAACUUGUCGAACGCAAAAAAUUCGGCUUGAUUUGGUUUCCAAUAAUUUGUUUUCCAGGCCUAAUCUACUGUGAUCAAGAGCCAUUGUGGCUAUGCUAUUUUUUGGGUGUACAUAUAAGGCUAUCAACUCGACGUAAGAUUAAGUUCACUCUUAGAUUGGACUGUUGGCAAAUUAUUUUUCUCUAAAAUCACUUAGCCUUUCCCUCAAAAGUCACAUGAAUGUGCUCUAAAGUUAACUGAUUUGUGGAAUACAAGCUUAUUGUUUGAUUUAAAUUAUAAAUUUGAUUUAAUAGGAGCUUCGCUUUUAGCCCUGGCUAAAUCUAUAUAUUAGAGGAGUAUGAUUUGACAUCCCUCAAUAAGAACGUCUUUGUGUCUCGUUAUUCCAGAAACACUGCAUUGGUUGGGGGAUUUUAUCACUCAGGUUGGUGAACUAUAAAAAUCCAGGCCAUACUUUGUUUAAUGGUGAAUGCUGCGACACACUGACGUGGUGCUCCACUAAUGCCUGUGAGAAUUAUUUCAAAUUCUGUGUGACAUCACUUGGAUCUUUGCACCCGUGCAACCUGGGCUCUAGUGAAACAAGAGUGCUUGGCGACGACGACUUCACGUUUCCUAAGGUUGGAGGAAGCCUGGGUACAAAUCUGCUCAAUCCACUAACAUUUAACUUUUCUCACUGGCAGGUUAGUAUUUUCAAACCGCUCUUUUUAGUUUGUGUGUAGCAGUUAUUCAUCGAAGGUUCAGUGAAUAGCCGCUGAAACUGGUGAACACAUUGCUUUGGUGUAAAUACUCGGGUGUUAACAGACCCUGUCAGCAGAGCCUCCUUUCGCUUGCUCAAUUUUGGCGUUCUCGAGAAUGAUUCUGCAGGAAUCGAGUAAGACCUUUGUUGCGCAUGCCUGGUAUGUUGCUAGGAUAUAGUUUCGAACCUAGGUUCAUCAAUAAACGGAUGCUCGCACGCCAAAAAAAAAACAAUUUGACGAGAGAGAACAAGAUUUAGUGUACGAGCCUCAAAGGGGUGACAUGGUUUAAACAGAGCUUUCUUUGUUCCUCCUCAAUCAAGAAGCCAAAAGGAGGCUCUGGUAGGGUGGUGUUAACAGAGAAAUGAAAAGAAAUAAAUGAAUUGUCGCGGAUGAGAGGACAAGAUACGCGUACUCUUUACCUUUUAUAUUAAUAUGUUAACAGUAAGCUUGGGCGUCAGCACAUAACGGUGCCACUGGUUCCCGCUGUGGAUCCAUUUAUGUGCGUACUGCUGAAACUAACCCAGCAAAAGCAUCUAAUAAAAAUAUUUCAUUUUCACGUUAUCUUUACACUUUCAGGGACCUGCGAAAAAAAGCAAAAGGUUUAUCUUUUAAAUUAUCAAAACCCUCCAGUCUUAGCCCCUAAGUGAAAUCUACUUUUUGUGUCUAAUAGCUAGAAAAUCGAUGAUAUAUUCAUUGUUCUCGAUCUCACGUGUGAACUGCGAUGGAAUAUCUAUAGGGUGUGAGAGAAUACAUUAAAAAGGGCGGGCGGCAAGGAUGGCUUUGUGGUGAGAGCGCUCGCCUCCCUCCCACCAAUGUGGCCAGGGUUCAAAUCCCGGCGUGGACGCUAUAUGUGGGUGUUGCGUUUGUUGAUGCUUAUCUCCCUUGCUCCGAGAAGUUUUUCUCUGGCUGUUUCGGUUUUUGUCCUCUCCUUAAAAACCAACAUUUGCAAAUUCAAUUCCAGGAAUCAGGUAGACGAAGAACCACUUAGUGGGUGUGCUACCUCUAAACCGUUAUUAAUUUAUUUAAUGUUUAUUAUGUUACGUUCUAGUUUAGUUAUAACAUCAGAGCAAAUCAGCCACUUUAAUUUGUCAGAUUUGCAAAUGAUAACGUGCGUCUUUGUUAUGCAGCGUUGAUUACCUGUAUAAGAAGUUUGGUCGACUCGCUUUAACUAAGCUGUUGGGUAUAUGGUGAGAUCAAGACAAAAGCCUAUGAUGUUUUCUUCUAAAAUGGGAGGAACCAGAUCCUAAUAGGGGCAGUUACCAAACUGGAAGUUAAGGUUAACAAUAUGGUUUCUUUUAGCAGCCCUAAGUUAUAUGUUCCUUUGCACACAGCUUCUUAAGUUGAAAAAAAUGGCGUCCAUUUGUGUUUUUUUAAUUUCGAUGGCAGCUUUGUGUUUAUGUUAGUUAUGACGUUUUGUUUUUCGUAACCAGCAAAAACAAUAGUGCCACCUUCUAACUUGAUUAUACGUUGGAAGAGGUAAAUUGCAAGCCAACUGUUAUUUUUUUGUCCUCUUAUUCCUAUCAUGUGCUUCAGUUAUCAUCAUCACGUCGAAAGGUUUGUAGCUAUGGUGAUCUCCAAGGCUAGUUUAUAGACCACCAGCAUAUUAAUUAAUCCAGAGGAAAUAGGUUUUAUCCAACCCACCCAUCAUGUGAAUAAGUGUGAAAGUGUCAACACGACAUACAAGACCACUCGACCCAAUUCCAAUAAUUAGUACAUGAUUACCUCUGGGGGAUGUGGGGGAAGUUGAUCUAUGUUAAGCAGUGUAAAACAAUGUCAGAAAGAAGAUACAAGAGUAGUAAGCUGUUUUACUGUUAGCCACCACCGGUUUCCUCGCGAAAUCACGUCUCAGAAACGAGCGAAGAAAUUUGAUACUGAUGACGCGUCACUAACCAGAUCUUGGUAGUGUGUUGAAGCAAAUGCCCCACACAGCACGACCAAUCAGAAGCACUAGCCAGAUCUGGGUAUUGACGCGUUAUCAGUAUGGAAUUUCUGCGGUUGUUUCCCAGACGUCAUUUUGCGGCGAAAUCGGUGGUGGCGUCGCAAAAUGUUGGGUGUUUUCUCAGGCUAUUUUCCUCUUAAUUUCAGGGGAGCACGGUCGUAAUUGAAGUCUGGGAUGAUGACAGCGGUCAGAUUGCAGGUUCUCUCCACGAUUUCGUAGACAAGUACACCCUAACACUAAGCCAACUUCGAUCAGCGGAUCCUGAUCUUCAAUCUGCCACACAGCAAACAAAGAAGCUAUGUGGUAAACGAUCGUGCAUGACCGUAACGGUCACGCUAUACUGUGGUCCUAAUUAUCUGGUGCCAGAGUGUCGCACUUAUUGUAUGUCACACAAUGAUAGUCUUGGUCAUUACAACUGUAACUAUACUGCCGGACGCAAAAUAUGUCACGACGGAUGGUAUGAUCCUCUUUCAGACUGUGUAAAGAAACGGAAGAUUUGCACUCCCAGAAAUGAUUCUUUGGGUCAUUACAACUGUGACCCCGUCAGCGGAGAAAAGUUGUGUCUGAGCGGGUGGACUGGGGAAAAUUGCACACAAAGUAAGUCAAACAAAACGACUGAGUAUUUAGCUUUCCAAUAAAAUGAUGAAUAUAUGAAUUUCAUCUAUCGGAACUGCUUGAAAAUAGAUAUAACGAUCAUCACCGUUAAAGUCUCAAAAAAAGCCCGAAUAAAUGCAGCCAUGCCAAGCUAAAGUGGUCAAACAACGCGACAACGAAAAGUAUUACCCUUUAGUACAGAGGUGGCCCAAGGUUAGGUUGCAUUCGCCUAACCCCAAACGCAACAAUAUUUAAAUAAAUGAACUAUUUUAGAGUUGGUUUCUUUCUACAAAGUCCUUUGUCGUGCAUUGUCAAUUUGGGGGUGAAAUCAACCUUCCCAGAGAACUCUGUCUAACUGAAUUUCACAGAAUAGAACUUUACACAUUUCUUGCCUUCUUUUAACAGUUUGUCUUGGUUCCCCCUGCCCGUAUUCUGGCAUCCUCAGGUCGACAUCCAAGCAUAUUUUGGAACGUUCCUCGUCACAUUUAGCGGCAAUUAAGACUAUGAUAAAACCAACUACCGAAAAACAAAUGCUAUCAACUACAUCAUCAGCGAACGAAGGCUACUUAACCAGUAUUUUCCCUGCUGGACAGUCCACAGCAUUUUCCUACUCGAUAUCUUUUGGUACCUUAAUCUUAAGAACAUCAUUUGAAACAGAGCACAAUAGUUUACUUCUUAAGACUAUGAAGACUGUCUCAUUAAGCCACAACAUUUCAAUACCGCAAUCGUUAAUAUCAACAAGCAAAAUCUCAUCAACAUCAUCAUCAUCGCUUGUUAAAACUUCCAAGUCCUCAAAAAUGAGGUUAUCGUUGUCGUCGCCUGUCUUUCAAGAAUCCAUUCAUCACGUCACCCCAUUGUUUCUUACACCAACCGCUGCAGGAUCUGUUGACAAAUCCUCAGUCUUAGCAGGUCCUACUGAAUUUCACCCAACCGAUGGAAUAGCAGUUGAAAUGAAACCAUAUCACAAUGUAAGUAUUGCUUUUAUUUACUUUUAGAAAGGGACUACUAUUGUCUAUAAUCUAUAAACUUAACCAGCUUUAAAAACUGAAGUCCUCAGACUUUGUUAAUGCUACAAAAAGCGAAACUUAUCAGUUGUGACUAAGGUAAACGGAAUCACUAGAAUGACAAAAAUGAAUGGCAUCACUGGGAUGAACAGGGUGACUCGAAUGAAUAGGAAAACUUGGAUGACCAGUAUAAGCGGAAUAAAAAGGAUGACUGGGUAGACCAGGAUUAAAGAAAUAAAAAAGACGACAAUAAUAAACCGUAUGACUAGAAGGACUAAAAAGACCAGGAUGACAAGGAUGACGGAGAUGAUUGGGAUGGCUAAGAUGGCUGCAUCGAAUGACCAGGAUGAAUCACAUGGGAGGGAUAACUGGUAUGACAGAAAGAACUUCGAUGACAAGAAUCACGGGGAUAACUAGCGUGACCAAAACGACUGAAAUGGCAGGAUAACAGGGACGAACACGUUGACCGGGAUGACCGACAUGACUGCCAUGACUGUGGCAACCGAGAUGACUGGGAUGACCGGGCCGACCGGAACAACCGGGCGCCUCAGGCAACAGGGACGGCCAGGACUUUCGUGACAACCGGAAGAAAUGGAAUGACCACUAUGACCAAGAUGAACACGACGACCGGAAUGACUGGGAUGACCGAGACGAUUGGAAAAACAGGGAGAACUGGGAUGAGUUGGACAACCGGGGCGAUUGGGAAGACCAUGACAACCGGUAUCGCUAUGGAAACCGGACAACUGGGAUGACCUGAACAACCAGGUUGACGGAACUACUGGGGCGACCGGGACAACCGUUGCAACAAGGUCGACGAAGACAACCGGAACAAUCUUGACAACUGGGGUGACCGAGACGACCAGGACAACCGGUCAACCGGGACGACCGGGUCAACCCGAACAACUGAAAUGACAAGGAAAACUGGCGCGACCGGGACAACCGCUACAACUGGGAUUACCGAGAUGACUGGGAUGACCAGGAUGACUCGAGAGAGGAGAGGAGAUAAUCGUUUAUUCAAAAUCACAACUAGCAGCUAUAAGCUGAAUUACUUGUGUUAUGUACAUGUUGAUAAAAAUUUAACCUUAUAAAAAUUCUUAACUAUAAUCUAAGAAAAAAUACUACUAUAUAACCAUAAAAUUAAAUCAAAUCUAGUAUAAAAGUUCUAUUUACAAUUGUUGUUUAUCUGCAUAGUGCAUUACGAAAGAUUUCUAAACCUCUUUGUUUUUACACGUGGGAUUGAAACCAUACGCCUAUUCCUAAAGUUAUAUCUCUCAUUGUCGUUUCGCGCGGGUAGCAAGCCAGCUAAUUUAUGCUGGCGAUUGCUCUCUACAAUUUGUUUAUACAGAGUGCUACAUAAUUCCUCGCGUCUAUGAAAGAGUUUUUUAAACCCGCAUCUUCCAGGGCCUUGCUAUACGAGACCUUUGGGAAUAGAAUCCUUGAGACUCUUUUCUGAACCCGCUCUAUUUGGUCGCACAAAUAGGCUGGCAAGCUGGAAUGGAAAGCCUGGCAUGCAUAUUCUAGGACGGAACGAAUGCCUGCGCAAUAAAAUUGAAUUAGGGACUUACGAUCUAUGCCAGCGCGCUUAAGUUGCUUUCGCAGUAAUAUUAUCAACAUGAUCGUUCCAUUUAUGGUCAUUCCUUUCAGUGACACCUAAUAUUUUAGCUGAUUUCACAAUUUCAAAAGGGAUGAAGAGACAGGGUACAACUUGGACGACCAGGACAAGCCGGACAACUGGGAUGGUCGGAACGAAUGAGAUGUUCUGGACAACCAGGACAACCCGGAUGCCCGACUGGGACGACCGAGAUAACCAGGACAACAGGUCGACCGGCACAACCGGGAUAACUGGAAUGGCCCGAAUGACUGUAGCCUCCCACGCAGGCGAUUUAAGGGGAGCUCGUAUUUCUUCCCUCCCAACAAACGCCUGCUCAACGGAAAACAACAUUCCUUUCCCAAGCUUAGCCAAUCACAUUGUACUUUCCAAAUUCUGGAAAGUUGACCUUGACCGCAAGGUAAUCUGAUAAUUAAUCUGAUAAUUAACUUCGGUAACUCGAAGGUCACGUUCAGUCGUGUUUAGCCUGUCAACACUUCAUUGCACAAUUGUUGAUUGGUCACCUACCACGCAAAUAAAACAAUGAGAAAGGAAUGUUGUUUUCCGUUGAGCAGGCGAUUGUGGGGAGGGAAGAAAUACGAGCGCCCUAAAAACGCCUGCGUGGGAGGCUAGAAUGACUGGGGUGUCCGGGAAACCCGGACAACUUGGAUGACGGGGACAUAGAGGACAACCGGAACAAUUGGGUCAAGUGGGAUGACUGGGAUGACCGGGCUGAUUGGAGUGACCUCCCGGUCUCUCCCGUUGAAGAGGACGACCAAGACGACUGGAAACCCGGGACAAUCAGGACAAUGGGGAUGAUUAGGACAACCCGGACGAUUGGGAGGAUCUUUUUGAGUUGGAAGACCGGGAUGACCAAGGCGACCAAGACGACAGAGACCAUAGGCACAACUGGGAUGACCGGGACGACCGGGAUCAACCGGAACAGAGCGUUGGUGCAGAUGAGUGCAGUUUGGUGCAUUUUGGUGCAACAGGUGCAAAUUGGUGCAGAUUGGUGCAUGUAAUGUGCAGAUUGUUCCAUGUAAUAAUUUGCAGAUUGGUGCAGACUGGUCCAUGUUGUUUGCACUAUAUAGUAAUAAUUGUAUCAUUAUUAUUACUAUUACUAUUAUUAUUAUUUUUAGUGUAGUUUGGUACAAAUUGGUUCAGUUGAGUGUAGAUUGAAGUAUAUUAGUGCACCAGAUUUUUGCACUUUGAUGAAACUUGGUGCAUAUUAGUGCAGUUUGGUCAACUUAGGGCAAAUUGUUACAGUUUGGUGUAGAUUGGGGACCUUUUUGUGCAGAUUGGUGUAGCUGGGUGCAGAUUGGUGCAGAUUAGUGCAGUUUGGUUUAACUUCAGUCGCUGACAGAAUGUGUUGAGACACUUCGCCCUAAACUGGGCUUUUUUACGUUUUACUGACUUCCAAAGGGGCAAAUAUACCCUUUUCUUCCCCGCUCCCUGUAGCAAUGUUGUGCCGCUGUUCGAGCUACCUAUAGAAAACAACAAACAUUCCAACUUUGAAUGGAGGGGACAGGGAAGGGGUGUAGAUUCUUUUGUUAUCUGAAGUUACCCUAUUUAAGUACAAUCUGUCAACAGUUUUGUCACCGAUUGUCGGUGCACACUGGUGCAGAUAACUGCAAGUUCGGAGAGGUAGGUGCAAGUUUAUGCAGAGUGAUGCAGUUGGGUGCAAGCUGGUACAGUUUGGAGCAACUUGGUGCACAUUGGUCCAGAUAGGUACAAGUUGGUGAAGAAUGGUACAGUUGGGUGCAAGUUGGUGCAGACUGGUGCAGCUUGUUGACGAUUGAUACAGUUUGGUGCAACUAGGGGGUGCGAUUGGUGAAGUUUGCUGCAACGUGUUGGUGCAACUUGAUCCAGCUUGGUGCAGUUUGGUGCAACUUAGUGCAGAUUGGUGCAAUUUGGUAAUUUGGUGCAACUUGGUGAGAUUAGUGCAGUUUGGUGCCAUCAUGGUGAACUUGUCGCCAUUUGGUGCAACUUGGCGCAGGUUGGUGUGGUUUGAUGCAACUUUGUGCAGAUUGGUGCAGUUUGGUGCGACUUAGGGAAGAUUUGUGCAAUUUGGUGCAACUUGGUGCAGAUUAGAGCAGCCUGGUGCAACUUGGUGCACAUUGGUGCGACUUGGUGCAACUUGGUGCAGACUGGAGCAGUUUGGUGUAACUUGGUAACACUUGGGGCAACUCGGUGCAACUUGGUGCCACGUAGUGCACCUUGGUAAAGUUCGGUGCAACUUGGUGCCAUCUUGUUUGUGUGCCAUCUUGGGGAAGAUGGAGCAGUUUGGUGUAACUUGGUGCAGAUUGGUGCAGCUUGGUGCAGACUGGCACCGUUUGGUGUAACUUGGUGAAACUUGCGGCAACCAGGUGCAACAUGGUGCAGAUUGGUGCAGUUUGGUGCGGUUUGGUGCAACUUGGUGCAAUUUGGUGCAACUUGGUGCAGAUUGGUGCAAUUUGGUGUAACUUGUAGAAACUUGGUGAAAGUUGGUGCCGCAUGGUGCAGACCGGUGCAACUUGGUCCAGUUUGGUGCAACUUGAUGCAGAUUGGUGCGACUUGGUGCAGACUGGCGCCGUUUGGUGUAACUUGGUGAAACUUGCGGCAACCAGGUGCAACAUGGUGCAGAUUGGUGACACUUGGUGCAGAUUGGUGCAACCUGGUGCAGAUUGGUGCAGUUUGGUGCCAUCUUGGGAAAGGUGGUGCAGUUUGGUGCAACUUCUUGCAACUUGGUGCAGAUUGGUGCGACUAGGUGCAACUUGGUGUGGAUUGGUGCAACUUGGUGCAACUUGAUGCAACUUGGUGCAGUUUGGUGCAACUUCGUGCAGAUUGGUGCAAUUUGGUGCAACUUGGUGCAGAUUGGUGCAGUUUGGUGCAGUUUGGUGCAACUUGGUGCAAUUUGGUGCAACUUGGUGCAGUUUGGUGCAACUUGGUGCAAUUUGGUGCAACUUGGUGCAGAUUGGUGCAAUUUGGUGUAACUUGGAGAAACUUGGUGAAAGUUGGUGCAGCAUGGUGCAGACCGGUGCAACUUGGUGCAGUUUGGUGCAACUUGAUGCAGAUUGGUGCGACUUGGUGCAUACUGGCGCCGUUUGGUGUAACUUGGUGAAACUCGCGGCAACCAGGUGCAACAUGGUGCAGAUUGGUGACACUUGGUGCAGAUUGGUGCAAUUUGGUGCAACCUGGCGCAGAUUGGUGCAGUUUGGUGCCAUCUUGGGGAAGGUGGUGCAGUUUCGUGUACCUUGGUGCAGACUGGUGCAGUUUGGUGCAACCUCUUGUAACUUGGUGCAGAUUGGUGCGACUAGGUGCAACUUGGUGUGGAUUGGUGCAACUUGGUUCAACUUGAUGCAACUUGGUGCAGUUUGGUGCAACUUCGUGCAGAUUGGUGCAAUUUGGUGCAACUUGGUGCAGACUGGUGCAGGUUGGUGCAACUUGGUGCAAUUUGGUGCAACUUGGUGCAGAUUUCUACGACUUGGUGCAACGUGGUGCGUGCAAUUUGGUGCAAAUUGGUGCAAAUUGGAGCAGCUUGGUAAUUUGGUGCAACUUGGUGGAGAUUAGUGUAGUUUGAUGCCAUCUUGGCGAACUUGCUGCCGUUUGUUGCAACUUGGUGCAGAUUGGUGUGGUUUGGUGCAACUUGGUGGAGAUUGGUGCAGUUUGGUGCAACUUGGGGCAGAUUGAUGCAAUUUGGUGGAACUUGGUGCAGAUUAACGCAGUCUGGUGCAACUCGCUGCAGAGUGCUGCGGUUUGGUGCAACUUGAUGCAGAUUGGUGCGACUUGGUGCAGACUGAUGCAGUUUGGUGACACUUGGUGGAGAUUGGUGCAACAUGGUGAAGACUGGUGCUACUGGAUGCAGUUUGGUGCACCUUGGUGCAACUUGGUGCAAAUUGGUGCGACUUGGUGCAACUUGGUGCAGACUAGUACCGUUUCGUGUAACUUGGCGAAACUUGGUGCAACGUGGUUCAACAUGGUGCAGAUUGGUGCAACUUGGUGAAGAUUGGUGCAGUUUGGUGUAACUUGGUGAAGAUUGGUGAAGUUUGGUGCAACUUGUUGCAACUUGGUGCAGAUUGGAGCAGUUUGGUGCAACUUGGUGCAGACUGGUGUAAUUUCGUGCAACUUGGUCCAGAUUAGUACCGUUUGGUGCCCUCUUGAAGAAGGAGGUGUAGUUUGGUGAAACGUGGUGCAGAUUGGUGCAGUUUGGUGCAACUCGUUGCAGCUUGGUGCAGAUUGGUGCGACUUGUUGCAACUUGGUGCAGUUUGGUGCAACUUGGUGGAGAUUGGUGCAGUUUGGUGCUCCUUGGUGCAACUUGAUAAAGAUUGGUCCGACUUGGUUCAACUUGGUGCAGAGUGGUGCAGUUUGGUGUAACUUGGUGAGACUUGGUGCAACCUGGUGCAACACGGUGCAGAUUGGUGCAACUUGGUGCAGUUUGGUUCAAAUUGGUGCAAAUUGGUGCAACUUGGUGCAGAUUGGUGCAGCUUGGUGCCAUCUUGAGGAAGGUGGUGCAGAUUGGUGUAACUUGGUGCAGAUUGGUGCAGUUUGGUGCAACUUGUUGCAACUUGGUGGUGAUUGGUGCGACUUGUUGCAACUUGGUGCAGAUUGGUGCAACCUUGUGCAACUUAGUGCAGUUUGGUGCAACUUGGGCAGAUUGGUGCAAUUUGGUGCAACUUGGUGCACAUUGGUGCAGUUUGGUGCAACUUGGUAUAGAUUGGUGCGACUUGCUGCAACUUGGUGCAGACAGGUGCAGUUUGCUGUAACUUGGUUCAGAUUGGUGCAACUUACUGCAGCUUGGUGGAGUUUGGUGCAACUUGGUGCAGAUUGGUGCAGUUUGGUGUAACCUUGUGUAGAUUGGUGCAGUUUGGUGUAACUUGGUGCAAUUUGGUGCAACUUGGUGCGGGUUGG
This is a messenger RNA of Porites lobata, 29461 nucleotides long. Lineage: Eukaryota; Metazoa; Cnidaria; Anthozoa; Scleractinia; Poritidae. The record is from the annotation of a GenBank genome assembly.